Messenger RNA from Labeo rohita (rohu), 1154 nucleotides. RefSeq names its product ADP-ribosylation factor related protein 1 (gene arfrp1). Lineage: Eukaryota; Metazoa; Chordata; Actinopteri; Cypriniformes; Cyprinidae. Gene Ontology annotation, biological process: intracellular protein transport; protein localization to organelle; Golgi to plasma membrane protein transport. Gene Ontology annotation, molecular function: GTPase activity; GTP binding. Gene Ontology annotation, cellular component: Golgi apparatus. The transcript is spliced from 5 exons. The coding region runs from base 282 to 638 and encodes 118 amino acids. The record is from RefSeq and is a predicted model, not a curated record.
UUUCCCACAAUGCACCAAAAAUUGCCAACAACUUCCCAGGAAGUGUUUAUCACUGACCGCUGCCAACAUGGAUUUAGCAAACCAGAGUUUGGUGAAUUACAUCUGAUUCACUGACUUCUUCGGUUGUGUUUGUAUGAAUAUAAUUGUAUAAAUAUCGUGAUCUUCACUGGAGCUCAUGAUUGUUUACGUUGUUCAGUGAGCGCUGAAGCUAAGCUAAGCUAAACUAACUGUACACAGUGUUGUGUUUGUGAUGUGAGCUGGUCAAUAGUCUGUUAUUGAGGAUGUAUACUUUAUUAUCGGGUCUCUACAAAUAUAUGUUUCAAAAGGACGAGUAUUGCAUCCUGAUCCUCGGUCUGGACAAUGCAGGAAAAACGACUUUUCUGGAGCAAACAAAAACUAAAUUUAGCAAAAACUACAAGGGCAUGAACCUUUCGAAGAUCACGACUACAGUGGGUCUCAACAUCGGCACCAUUGAUGUGGGAAAAGCUCGUCUGAUGUUUUGGGAUCUUGGAGGACAAGAAGAGCUGCAGUCAUUGUGGGAUAAGUACUAUGCAGAAUCACACGGUGUCAUCUAUGUCAUUGACUCCACCGACGAGGAGCGACUGGGCGAGUCAAAGAACGCUUUUGUGUAUCACUGAGAAGUGGGAGAGUCAUAAUUUGGUUUCAAGUUAAGAAUAAAGUAUGUAAAUACUUACAAUUUACAAAAAUAGUCAUGUCUUCCUUUCAUAUGAAAUGUGGGUUUGUUUAUUCAGACUGUAUUCAUUAUAUUAUUUAUAUAAUUAUACAAAUAUAUAAAUAAAUCAUAUAGGCCUAUCUUAUAAUUUUUUAUUAUAUAUGAUUCCACAUUUUCUGAAAGUCUAAAAAAGGAGUCGACUUAACAUUUUUUUAAUUAUUGCAUGACAUUGAAAUAAAUAAAUUGCAAUAAAGUAAUUAUAAUAGUUGCAAUUUAAGCAUUUAAAGAAAUGCAUCAUUUCCAUAAUAUUGUGUCUUCUUUUUCUAGUGUAUCACCGAGAAGUGGGAGAGUCAUAAUUUGGUUGCAAGUUAAGAAUAAAGCAUGUAAACAUUUUUUGCAGUUGACUAUUUAAGUCAGCUGCAAAAAAUAAGUAACUUCAUGCUGAUUUUUAAACAUAAAACUUGAUGUUCAAUAAAAAAUG